This is a messenger RNA of Gopherus flavomarginatus (Mexican gopher tortoise), 1860 nucleotides long. Its product is annotated as zinc finger and SCAN domain-containing protein 29-like. The transcript has 2 exons. NCBI's taxonomy places the organism in Eukaryota, Metazoa, Chordata, Testudines, Testudinidae. The record is from RefSeq and is a predicted model, not a curated record. The coding region runs from base 710 to 1441 and encodes 243 amino acids.
CUGAACUUAGGUUUCAUGUAAAACCCAGCUUGGUACCUUUCCCCCACCUCAUUUUCUAUACCCCUCUGGAGCUUUUUGUUUUUUUAAGUUAGGAGCAAAAAAUCAUAUCCGUCAGGAGAGAAGUCCAGAAUGUUAUAUAAAAGGGACUUGGUGGUGAAGUCACAGUACUUGGAAUCUUCUGGCUGACUGCCCAGCAUAGGCAUCUGCACUGCCACCCUGUUAAAAUGUCAGUGGAGGGGCAAUAAGAGAACUUAGUGCUCUGGCUGUUGCCAGGUAUAAUUUAUAGUUAAAAGAUCAAAGUAUACAUGUCAUCUAAUAUUGAGGGUAUGGCUACACUGGAGAGUUGCAGCGCUGGUGGUGGGUUUACAGCGCUGCAACUUACUCACUGUCCACACUUGCAAGGCACAUACAUCGCUGCAUCUCCCUGGCUGCAGCACUGGCUGUACUACUGCUCUGCCUGGGGAAUAACGAUUGCAGGGCUGGUGAUGCAGCGCAGCUCCGCCAGUGUGGCCACUAAAAGCGCUGUAAUUGGCCUCCAGAGUAUUCUGAGGUAUCCCAGAAUGCCUGUUCAGCCACUCUGCUCAUCAGUUCGCACUCUACUGCCCUGGCCUCAGGUGACCCGCCCUUUAAAUGCCCCGGGAAUAUUAAAAAUCCCCUUCCUGUUUGCUCAGCCAAGUGUGGAGUACAAUCAGAAUCUUUCCAGGUGACCAUGCCUCCACGUGCCAAACGAGCCCCAGCAUGGAGCAAUGGCGAGUUGAUGGACCUCAUCAGUGUUUGGGGUGAGGAAGCUGUGCAGUCACAGCUGCGCUCCAGCCAUAGGAAUUACGAUACCUAUGGGCAGAUCUCAAGGGCCAUGCUGGAAAGGGGCCAUGAGCGGGACGCGGUGCAGUGCAGGGUUAAAGUGAAGGAGCUGCGGAGUGCCUAUUGCAAAGCCCGCGAGGGAAACUGCCGUUCCGGUGCUGCCCCUACGACCUGCCGUUUUUACAAGCAGCUGGAUGCGAUACUUGGGGGUGACCCCACUGCCAAUCCGACGACCAUGAUGGACACUUCAGAGCGGGGGGAGGGGGUGGGAGAGGAGAAGGAGGGGGAGGAAACCGAGAGUGAGGGUACUGGGGUGGAGGGAGACACCCCAGAGUCCCAGGAGGCAUGCAGCCAGGAGCUCUUCUCAAGCCAGGAGGAUGGUAGCCAGUCGCAGCAGCUGGUACUUGAUGAAGGACAAGCAGAGGAGCGGGUUCCCGUGUCCUUGACUACUCGACUGCCCGUAUCAUCCAUUGCUCAGAGGCUACAAAACCUCAGGAAGAAGCCACGAAAAAGCAAAGACAUGCUGAAAGCAGUUAUGGAUCACUGCCAGAGAGUAAAAAACUGCAGGACUGGAGGGAAACGGAAAGCAGGCUCUGCCAGAGAAAUGCAGCGGCUAAGAAGAAAAGCACAAAACAGCUGAUAAGCAUCCUGGCGCGCCAAGCGGAUUCUAUCCAGUCACUCAUAGCCAUGCAGGCAGAGCACUACCGUGCUGCCCCCCCCAUCCCAAAGCUCUUUCCCUUGUGCCCCAAUGUCAGCUCCAAACCCCCUUCCCCAGCAUCCAGGUUCUUACCAUCACCAGCUGCUCCCAACACCGGUACGUUCACCAACCAGCCCUGAGAACUACAACCCCUACCCUCUGCACUCAACCCCCAUCACCAUGCAGUAUUUUCAUCCUGAAGUGCAGCAGUCAUUGCACAGGACUCCAGACAGGACAUAUUCAAACCUGUGAUUGUACAGUUCACCACCUCACCCCCCUACCCUUUUAGGUUCCCAAAAUGUUGUGUGUCUGUCAAGAAAGUUAUUUUCUUUUCAAUAAAUGAAUUCUUGGCUUUGAAAAAA